Hyaloscypha bicolor E is the source of this 634-nucleotide messenger RNA. RefSeq lists its product as uncharacterized. NCBI's taxonomy places the organism in Eukaryota, Fungi, Ascomycota, Leotiomycetes, Helotiales, Hyaloscyphaceae. The transcript has a single exon. The record is from RefSeq and is a predicted model, not a curated record. Bases 17 to 634 code for a protein of 205 amino acids.
UGGUCUCCCUCUUGCAAUGUUAUUCUUGCAAUGUUAUUCUUGCAAUGUUAUUCUUGCAAUUGGAUAUCACGACAACAUGCCCGACAACAUCUCAACCUCUUCAAUAUCUUUCCCAAGCCAGGAACGUGUCCCAAAAUACAUCACAGAGGGAAAGUCCACCCUGCUAAAUGGUAGUAACACUAUUCACCUGGCCUCUUCUAGCAGCAUGGGCAAGAGAGCUAACGUUUAUCGCAGCUACCUCAACACAGCCAAACCAGUCACUUUGUCGUCCCUCCCACCCGAACUCCCCAUCGAGAUUUUCAAACACUUUCAUACCACAGAUACCGUAUGCUUGGCUCUCACCACCACGAACUCAUGGGCAAUCUUCAAGGGCGCUUUCUCAGGACUCUUCCCCAUCCGUUUUCGUGCAAUGAACGAGGGAAUUUUACAACAACCUGCUUUCCAAAACCUUCUCUCCUGGAUAGAGCCAACCGUCUUCGGUUUCGACUCCCCAAUCUUCGUCCUCACAAAAGAACGACAUGACAAGUUUUUUCGAUUGCAGAAAGCAUGGGAGAUAAACCAGCAGGUUUGUCGUGAGGUACAGGAGACGAUGGGAUGGAUUGGGAAGCAGGUUUCAGGGGUUCGGUGGCGCUAG